AAGUCGCUGGAUGGUGCAACUUCGCCUGGCUGCAUGGGCAGAAGUGCAGACCCCAGCCGGCGAAGGACUGCUGGAGCCUCUUGUCUCCCUCUCUCUUCUCUGCUUUUAUUCUCUAGGCAUCCCAUUGCUUGGCAUGCAGGCUGAACAGCACCAGGAGGAAGAGGAGGAGGGGGAAGAAGAAAAAGAGGGCAGCGGUGGUGGCUGUGAGCCUGAAGGUGCUUUUAGGAAGAACCCCUUCCAGCUGACGGUGGAGGACGUCUAUGACAUCUCUUAUGUCUUAGGAAGGGAACUGCACAAAAUCAGCAGUGAGCCGCGGGGGGAGAUGGCAGCCAAGGUGGCCCACCUGCAGUUCAAGGUGGUCAGUGUCCUGGAGAUGUUGGAAGCCCUGGUGAACGAAAGCAACCUGACGGUGGAAGCCCUGAAGAUGGAGAGGGACAGCCUGAAGCGGGAGGUGGAGGAGCUCCGGAAACAGGGGUCCCACAGCGCUGCAGAAGAGGUCAGCCUUGGCCCCAACAAGAUGGUCGUAGACCUCACGGAUGCCAACCGCCCCCGCUUCACGCUGCAGGAGCUAAGGGAGGUGCUCCAGGAACGCAACCACUUGAAGGCCCAGCUAAUGGUGGUGCAAGAAGAGCUACAGUGCUACAAGAGUGGCCUCAUGUCACAGAAGCAGCAUCCGAUUGAGCCAACACACAAGGAACCCGCUGUAGGCAGCGCUUCUGGUUCAAGUACAGGAAGCGAAGAGAAAACCAUCGUAAAAAGACUGUUUGCUUUUAAAAGGCCACGAUGAAGAGCUGCUUUGUCACCAUGACUCAAAAAAAUCUGACUGUACAGGAAGCAGAAAACCAAGAAGCGCAACAGCUAAAGUGUGUCUAUUUCUUACUGUGAUCGCAGAAGUUUCAGUUGUGUCGAUUUUUCCACUGUCUUAAAUUCCCCAUGUUUGUACCAGUUUCUAAAGACCGAAACCAUUUCCUAUCUGUUACAGAUGUCAGCCUCAUACUGGAAUUUUUUUUGGUCUAGAGGGGGCAAAAAUAAAUUCACGCACUUUUGGUUUUUGUAUCUUUUGAAAGAGGUUCACUGGUUUUAUUUCAUACUUCCAUUGCGACAUGCUACUGUUCUGGGCAGCUGCAGGACUAUCUGAAUAUUUAUGCUGAUUUGAAGAGGCUUUAGUCAUGGAGUCACUUGAUUUAAAAAACCAGACAAAAUUUAUAGGGCAACAGUGGGAGUGAAGCAAGAGGAGCCUUGCUGAAUCUGACCAACAGGGCAUCUUCUCUAUUUUAGCCGUUAGUCUGUAGUAGCAAAAUAGAAAAGAGUCCAGUAGCACCUUUAAAACUAACCAACUUUACUGUAGCAUAAGCUUUCGAGAACCACAGUUCUCACGUUCUCAAUAUCUCGUACACUUCUUGUCUCUCCGUCUCAGAAAGGGAAGGGUAUUCAUUGUCUCCUGCUUGGCUCGCUGGAAGCAUUUGACGGGCCACUUUUUAAAAAAAGUUUUAUUUGAAAAGAAAAAUAGAAAUAACAGUAGAAAGAGCACAGAGACUUAUACAAAAUACUAAAUUUAAACUAUAACAGAAAAGUAUAUUCAAAAUAUGUGGCAACACAGUAGCUUAUGGGAUGGCUCUCCUCUCCCUCUCCUUAAUUCCUUAUACCUAAAAUUUAAUAUCAAUAGUUUUUAAUCAGUCAUCUUUCAUAUUUUAUAUUCAGCAUCUUUCCAUAUUGGCUACUCUUCAUUUUUAGAGCUAUGUAAUCGAAGAAAUAGUUCCACUUUUCCUGGAAUUCCGGUAUUGGUCUAUUAUGGACAU
Molecule: messenger RNA, 1799 nt
Organism: Eublepharis macularius
Lineage: Eukaryota; Metazoa; Chordata; Lepidosauria; Squamata; Eublepharidae
Gene: RILPL2
Product: Rab interacting lysosomal protein like 2
Exons: 4
Coding region: 11-787 (258 amino acids)
Biological process (GO): cilium assembly
Cellular component (GO): ciliary basal body; cytoplasm
Molecular function (GO): protein dimerization activity
Source: RefSeq, a predicted model, not a curated record